Stylonychia lemnae is the source of this 3627-nucleotide messenger RNA. The record is from the annotation of a GenBank genome assembly. NCBI's taxonomy places the organism in Eukaryota, Ciliophora, Spirotrichea, Sporadotrichida, Oxytrichidae.
AUGCAGACAAACACACUCUCAAAUGAUGUCUUUUCAAAUUAGGACUAAUUUUCAAAUCCUAAUUUACUUAACAAUCUAUCACCAUCUGAUAUCAAUGGGAACUUUGAUUAGAAGAAUAUUGUAUCCCCUAGAAAUGGUUAAUAAAAUUAGCUAUCACCAAGGCAACCUUCAAGUUUCCAAAUCUAGCCAUAAUUGACUCCAUUACAGGAUUCAAAGGAGGAUGAAAGAAAAUAAAAGAAAAGUAGAAAGAGAGGGAAGAAAAGUAGAGGUGGAGGAGGUGGAAGUUAAAUAAGAGCAGACAGUUUUAGUGGAGUAAAGAAUAUGAAUACUGGUACAGGUGGUGAUAACAGCAACACUACUGAUGCUAAUAAUCAGCUUUUCAAGAAUUAGAUGAAUAAAAAGUUUGAAUUAAGUUCAAAGCAAUUCACACAAAGAAACAACUAAUCAACUUUAACUCAGCCAAUAAUGCAUCAAAAUAGUAAUGCAAAGAACAAUAAACUGAGUUCUAUGAUGAAUGUCAAUGCUAGUGAUAUAAUGUCUGAAUAAAUUGAUGAUGUAUCAACUAACAUAGCACCAACUAUGAUUAAUAGUGGACCAAACCUACAUUAGCAUCAAAAUUAGAUGAGUUCUGGAAAUGAUAUAAGUACAUAUAGAAUUCUUUAGAACAUUGAUAAACUUUCACCGAGAUAAAAUGAAGAAAGUUUCUAUAAUUUUACUUAAAUUGGAUCAAUGAAUUCUAAUAAUCCUAGAAAUCUGCCUCUGAAUUAAAUGUUUUCAAAUAUUGGUUCAACUGUAUAAAGUAACAACAGCAAUCAAGUGAAAUCAAAUCGUAAAAAUAAGUAUAAAGUCAACAGUGGAGGGAAUUCCCAACGAGGAAAAUCUACAGAUCAAAGACAUAGUAAAUAUCACGAAAAUAACCACAUUGAUAUUGAUCAGAUUACUCCAGAAAUAGCUGCUUAAGUUGUUAGAAAUUAUCUUUUACCAAUGUUUGAAAAGGACAGUAGAAAAAUUACUAGAGAAAAAAGAUAAGGUGAGUUAAAUUCUCCUGCUAGCCCUAGAAAGUUUUAGAAGGAAGGAGAUGAAGGUGAUAAAUCAAAUACAGUCUAUGGUGAAUUGAAGUUAAGUGAAAAGCUCUCUCUUGAGAUGAUUCAAGUUAGAAAAGAUAAAGAAAGCCUCAAAGAGAGAAUCGAAUAGCUGGAGAUUCUUUAUUAAAAUUUGGAGAAAAAGUUAGUGGUUACUGAAGUAAAGUAUAGCAAGAACAAAUACAAGCUAAAACUUAGCAAGGGCUUCAUUUCAUCUCUAGAAAAAUAAAAGAUAAAUCUAGAAAUCUAAUUAAAAAAACUCUAGGAAUAGAGUAAGCAGUAGCAGAGUCUUUUGCUCAUUAAUGAAAGUAAUCGUAAAAUUUUUAGUGAACAGUUACAAAAUGAAAAAGUAAAGAAUGAAAAAUUAAAGAAUCAAAUCAUUGAUCUAAAGUAUCAAAAUAGCCUAAUGAAAAUGGAAUCAGAUAUUAUGGGUGAUCAGCUUAAAAGACUUUAUGAUGCUAUUAGUUUCUUGGGAGAAGGAAAAAAGCAUGCUGAUAAGAAAUAAGUCGAAUUGGAUCAGAUUAGAAAAGGCUAUGAUGAUCUAAUGUUUGAGAAGGAAAUUAACAACUCUGAGCUUUAAACAGUAUUUGAGCGUGAUAAAUAUAGAGGAGAAGUUAGAGAUGUAGUUAAAACUCUGAAGAAAAAUUAGGAAGAUAAAGAAAAACUGAUGGCAGUUCUUAAGGAAAGAAUGAAUUAACUGGACUCAGAAUCAAAAACAGCAUAACUGGAAGCCAAUAAAUGGCAAGAUGAAUUCUUGAAAUUGGAUAAAUAGGUAAAAGCAUUAUAGAAUGAAAGAGAUAAAAUGAGAUAAAGAAUUCAAAAGCUAAAGAACAGAAGAAAUUUCAACAUCAACUAGAAGAUAUGUAAAUAGUGCGGUAAAGAGUAUCUAGAGAAGGAGAACUUCAAUUGGUCUUGUAGAACUCACAGAUCUGAAUUUGGAGGAGAAAUGUGGUGGUGCUGUGGUAAAACAACAAAAGAUGCUCCAGGCUGUAAAUUUUCUAAGCACGUAUCAAAAGAAGAUGAGGAUGAAGAUUUGGAGUAACAAGAAGAGACGGAUGCAGCUUUAAAGAAUAAAUAUGCUAGAUGUUAUUGCUGCAAGGAGAAAGGCCACAGAGCAUAGGAUUGUCCUCGAGAUCCGAAUAUAAAAACUGCUAUUGAUGCGAAUGAUGAGGAUAUGCGUAUAAUCAAAGCAAAAGACUUCAGAAAGCUUCUGAGUGAUUCGUUAAACAUUACUCAAAAGUUAUUCAAAGGAUCAAUGGCUUUUGACGACUAUUCGUACAAGUUUUACAAUAAUACGGUACUAAACCCAAAAACAGUUAAAGCAAUCAACGAUGAAGAAAACACUUCAUUAAUCGCAGCUGUUGAAGUUAAAGGAGUCGGAGGAGGGAUAGCAGGGGAUUAGAGCUCUAACUUAACAACUGAUUAAGUUAGAGAGUUUGAAUAGAGUAUGCACUACGAUGAAGAUGGUGCCGUAAAUGAUUUCAUUGGGAAAGACUUGAAAGGAAGUAUAACUGAUUAGAGGAGAGAAGAUGAGAAGAAAGAUGACAUGUAUGAUGAUGACGAUGAUGAUAUCAAGCACAAGAAAAAGAAAAAUGGGGAUGAUAGUGAAAAAGAAAGCAAUGAGGGAAGCGUGGAGGAUCAGGAUGAUGAUGAUAAUGGUGGAGGAGCUGAAAAUGUUCGCCAGAAGCCAAAGCUGACCAGGUUAGUGAUAGAUUAAAUGAAGUCAUUACAAGAGAGGGACCUAUUUGAGGAUAUCCUUGAAGUAAAAAAUCAAGCUAAACUCAGUAAUCUUCAAGGAUCUAAAUCUAAUUUGAUUGACUUGAAAGAUUAUUUAAAGGAACUGCAGAAAAAGAGUCUAAGAGCGAAUAGACAAAAUAAACCUCAACUUAGAAAGAAAAACGAUAAUGGAGGUCAGGAUAAUCUAGGAGAUGACUGGCAUUAGUCAUCGUUUGAGGGAAGGUCCUCUUAGAUGAAAGAUUCUGUUGCAGAUCAGAAUUUAUAUGGCAUCAGUUAUGGAGCUUCAUCUGAUAAUCCCGAGAACAGACAAAACCAAGCUCUAAUUGAAGAAAUAGAUAAGAUGUUUGAUAACAAUAACAUUUAAUCAAGAUAGGACAAUAGGGUAGACAGGAAUGUAAUGGAUGCUACAAAUAUAAAUAACCAAAACUCAGUAAUAGCUAGCAGUGAAAUCGGUAUCAAAGGUAUGGGUAGAGGAAAAGGUUAGGAUUUGAGUAUCUUUGAAAAUUCAAUCGAAUAGGAUCUUGACCAAUCUACUAAUAGGCAACUUAUCAAAAAAGGUAAUCAAUAAGUAGAAAAGAAAGGAAAAGGUGAGGAAUUGAAGCAGUAAAAGACUAAAGGAACUUCUAAAAAGACUCCCUUAGAAACAGAAAAAGAAUUAGGCAAAAAGAAAACAGGAAAAGAGGCUGGAAUGGAAACUUUAAUGUAGCAGAUUGAAGGAGAAUAUGAUGAUUCUAAGAAGGGCGGUAAGAAAGGCGCUAGUGCUGAGCCAAAGAAGAAAAUAGAUAUCAAAUCUUAAAUUAAACAGUGA